Molecule: messenger RNA, 1399 nt
Organism: Spirodela intermedia
Lineage: Eukaryota; Viridiplantae; Streptophyta; Magnoliopsida; Alismatales; Araceae
Source: the annotation of a GenBank genome assembly
AUGAAACAGAAGAUGGUGGCUCAGUCUAGCUGUGAGGCAGAGUAUAUUGCGGCCGCCAAUGCUACUUGUCAGGGUGUGUGGCUCACUCGGGUGUUAACAGAGGUGCAUGGUUCAGCACCAAGCGUGCCGAUGUUGAAGGUGGACAACAAGUCUGCCAUAGUGUUGAUCAAAGAACCCAGUUCUCCAUGGACAUAGUAAACACAUUGAAGUGAAGUAUCAUCUUGUCCGAGAAUUCAUAAAAAAGGGUCAGAUCAACGUGGAGUUCAUCAGGAGUGAAGAACAAUUAGGAGACGUUCUGACGAAGUCACUCAAAAAAGUCAAGUUCCAUGAGUUUCGCGCUAAGAUUGGGCUCGUUGAUGUUCGUGGUAAGUAUAGCAAGGCUCAGGAGGAGAUUGUUGUGAACGGGGAACCUUGCACGUCUUGCACGUCUUUUUACGUAAUGGCAUAGGCCUUGCACGUCUCGAGGCACACCUACCUAGAGCUGUAAGAGGGCUGUAAGAGGUUGCUUAUUGUUUACAGUUAUUCCUUUUUCCCUUUUUUUGCUCCCUUAUUUAAAGAGGGCUAUAAGAGGUUUUCUAUGAGCGAGAUAGUCUUCCUUGUUCCUCCUGCUGGGUUUUUCCUGUGACUCCGUGGUGAUCUCGUCGGCGACGUCUUAACUGCCGUCGUCUCUCCGGCGAGUUUCUAACAUAUACGCCCUUCUCAUCAUAAAUAUGAGUACCUUCGGUAUUCCAUUCUCGCAAUAGAACCUCAGAGAGUUCUGCAGGUGACAUGGAGGCUGCUCGACGUUGACAGGGCAACGAUCGGGGCCAGUCUCAGGCAAGUAAACAGAGAACCGGAGUAUCCACUCAUGAAAAAAUAAUAUUAAAGCACGCAUAUCUCUCCUUCUAUUGUAGGAGAGAGUGGCACCAACGGGCAGAGGAUCACUUGACGAGGAGAGAUUGCCCAUAUCAUUCCUUCUACUGAGGCCUUGGAAGCACACAUCAGAGCCGUAAAGGAAUGACAAGAUGCCACGAAACCAGCAGCGACAGAGGCUGUGGGCCCCUCAACAUCAAACAUGGGCCAAUGUCAUUGAUGUGGCAGAACUUUGGGCUUUCUUGAAAACUCUGGUUGCAGAUGUGUGCCCAUGAAGCGUGACCUUCCAAGGAUAUAGGAGAGUGGCACGGUAUCUUGGGCCAAGGUUCCUUGGCCCAAAGUUUUUGUAGGUGCUAGAAGUGUGAAGGAGUUAGAGAACUUCUUUUGGGACCUAGACUAUUAUUUCCGGGUGAUACACUCACCAAAAGUGAAGAAUGUUAUGUUGCCAACCAUGUACCUAGCCAAUGAUGCAAAGUUGUGGUGGCGCACACGGACAGAGGAUAGACCUGCCAUUGAAACAUGGGAAGAAUUCAUUCGGGAGUUGUAG